AUGUUAUACCAACUCGACGUACAACUUAAGGUACUGGUAGUAGUCGGCCUUAUAAGUAAUGUUGUGGGCAUGGAACUGACGGCUGAAAUGUUUGAAUGUGGCACGGGUAUGUUCACUAAUACAUUGGCUUUCAAAACUGCUCAUGAGGAAUGUCCAACCAAAGUUGGUGAGUUUGAAAUUUUUAAAAGUUUAAAAUUAAAAAAAAAAUCAAAUUUUAAAAGUAAAAAAAAAUUUCAAAUAAAAAAAUUUUUUUUUAAUUUUUAAAAUUUUCAGAAUUAGUAAACGACUGCUGUCGAAAGCAUGAUAAAUGCUACGACAACUACGGUGGUCCUCCUCAAGAAGAAUGUGAUACUCAAUUCUGUGAUUGUAUAGCAGCUCAACAGUGCGGAAAAAUAGUCGAGCUAUGGUGUCCGAUAGUAAAAGCAGCGGGUAAGAAGGCCUUCAAUACUGGUCGAUUAGAAGGUUGUUUGAAUCAGACUAAGACCGAGCUUGAGGAACAAAAGUGUUACGUUGAGUUUGAUGUUGAGGAAGAGCUGCAGAAACAACAAGAGACGUUGGGGGAUAUGAUGGAAAAACAUGGCAUGGCUGGGCGGUGUAUACACAAUGAGACAUGUAAGUUGGUCCAUUCUACCCUACCCUACUUUACACAACCCUACCCCACCCUACACAGCCUUCACAUGCCCUACCCUAUUCUACCCUACCCUACCCUACACAGUCUUUCCAUGCCCUACCCUACCCUACACAGCCUUCCCAUGCCCUACUCUACCCUACCCUACCCUUCCCACCCCUACCUUACCCUACCCUACACAGCCUUCCCGUGCCCUACUCUACCCUACCCUACCCUUAUCUCUACCCCUAACUCUACUACAUCCCCUAUCCCUGCCUCUACAAGUACCGUAUUACUACCGUAUCCUACACUGCUCCUGUCCUUUUUAUUCCCUUUGCUCCUUUCCCUGUCACUGCCCCUACCGGUACCCUUAAAAGUACUUUUAGUGCUACCCUAAUCUACCCUAACGUUACCGUAUCAUGCUUUAGUAGCCAGAGCCCUCCAUCUCAACAUGACCCAACCCUACUUUUACCAUGGCAUCAGCGACUAACCCUCACCUUACCCUACCUUAAUUUCCUCAACCUUACUUUACCACCCUGCUCUCCCCCCCCCCCCUACCGUACCUACCCUACAAAGUAUAAAAACUUUGGUAUACUGUAACAUAAAAUUUUAAUUUUAGUAGAAAUGUGUACGAUCGUAUACGACGCCUAUUUGGGCAAGAUAGCCAACACCAAGCUGGAAGGUGUUUGUAGUUGUUUGGCUAGCGGGCUGAACAACGAAACGGACGGGUGUACCGACGGCUACAAUAAGAUUUGUACCAAACUGUAAAUAUUUUUUUUUCUAAAUUUGUGUGUUGUGAUUGUACUGUAACUUUGUUUGUUUUUGGUAUUACUGUGGCUUUACUAACAUAAAUAUUUACCUAAACUAACAUUUAUGUACUUAUGUUACUGUAAUGUACUAUAUUGUACUCUGCCCUACCAUUUGCUUCACUACUCUACCGUACCUUGUCUUAUCCUACAUUACCGUACCCUACCCUACUCUUCCAUACCCUACCUUACUCUAUCAUACCCUACCAUACCCUACCCCACCCUGUCCUACCAUACCACACCCUACCCUACCCAACCAUUUAGGUAAGCCCGGGCUUGAAAAUCAAGCCCGGCCCGUUUCUCAUGUCUAUCCUACUCUAGUCUAUAUUAUCCCAAUCUAUCCUACCCUUCUCUAUCCCACCGUGCCUUUGUCUGCCAUACACUACCCUACCUUACCCUGCGUUGCUUUGCUUUACCAUUCCUUUCUCUACCCUACUAUACUCUACUAUGCCCUACUUUGAUAUAAGCUUGCCUUCUUAAAAUUUAUUCAACCUCCUUAAGAAAACCCUGCCUUUCCUUUAACAUGUCCUACUCUCUCCCUCUCUCAUCAUAAUAUACCUGCUCCUACUAUAACAUACAACUAUACGUGCAGGAACAAUGGUAUUUUACAAAAAAAAUUUUUUUAGCACAGAAUCCGCGGCUUCGACAUAUCACAACAUUUUGGUCAUAACCGCCCUUAUUACUGUAAUCCAGACGUUUUUAUGA
Messenger RNA from Bursaphelenchus okinawaensis, 2118 nucleotides. The record is from the annotation of a GenBank genome assembly. Lineage: Eukaryota; Metazoa; Nematoda; Chromadorea; Rhabditida; Aphelenchoididae.